AUGGAGAAGUCAGAAGACCUCCCUGUCAGCGAGAAGCACGCGCAUAUACUGCGCCGUCGUUCCUCGAGACGGCGCAUGUGCGGCGCUUAUGACGUUAUCUUCUUCGUAGUCCUCUUCCUUAUCGCGUCAACCAUAUGGUUCUCAGAGAUCCGGACAUUGUUCUCAGGCCAAAAGCAUACAUGUGGAAAGCCAAUAACAGUUGAAGAAAGAGCUGUGAAGAUACUGCAGGAGAAUCCACUUAUCGGUCAGCCAGAUGGCCAUAAUGAUCUCAUGAUUUUCAUUCGAGGCACAUACAAAAAUCACAUCUACAACGAGUCCGGCAGUGACUUUGCAGACAAAUUCGAGAACGGCGGGCUAGCGCAGCACGUCGAUAUCCCUCGCCUUCAAAAGGGCCUGCAAGGCGGUGCGUUCUGGAGCGCAUUCUGGCUUUGUCCACUAGGCGAUGAGACGAACUUUGCGGAUGACAGAUAUUAUGAUAUCGUCAAGGCAACGCUCGGCCAGCUAGAUCUCUUCAACCGUCUAGGUCAAAACUAUCCGAAGUACUUCACUCCGCCUAGAAACAGUGCAGAGGCCAUCAAAGCCUUCGAGAAUGGCGGUUUCAUUGCCCCAGCGGCUAUCGAAGGUCUGCACCAAAUCGGCAACUCGGUCUCUACGCUGCGACUUUACUACCAACUUGGAGUCAGAUACGCGACUUUGACAUGGAACUGCCAUAACAAGUAUGCUGAUGCAGCAAUUGAGACUGGAUCCGACUUCAGCGCGCACAUCGCAAAACCUUAUUGGAAAGGACUUAGUCCAGCAGGUCGUGACCUCAUCAAGGAGAUGAAUCGCCUAGGAAUGUUGGUGGAUCUUGCGCACGUUAGUCAAGACACUAUGCGCGAUGUGCUGGUCGGUCGAGGUGACGAAAAUUGGACUGGUAGCAUCGCGCCCCCAAUCUUCAGCCACAGCUCCGCAUACGCAAUCUGCCCGCAUCCGCGAAACGUACCCGAUGACAUCCUUCACCUCGUCAAGCAGCGUAAUUCUGUUGUCAUGGUCAACUUUAACCCAAAUUUCGUAUCCUGCAAGGCCUCGGAAACGCCAAACUCCUUCCCAGACUUUGUUCCAGAGAACAACACACUGGCGCAUGUAGUCCGUCACAUCAGACAUAUUGGAGAACUAAUUGGUUAUGAUCACGUUGGUAUUGGUACAGACUAUGAUGGUAUCGAGAAGACGCCCGAGGGAUUGGAGGAUGUAUCAAAGUUCCCCGACCUUAUUGCUGAAUUGCUGAGACAGGGCAUAAGCGAUGAAGAUGCUGCAAAGAUUGCAGGACGAAACCUUCUUCGAGUCUGGGGUGAGGCUGAUAAAGUGGCGAAAGAAUUGCAGAAGACAACACUGCCACUGGAGGAUGAUGUGCAGAACCAGUGGGCGUAUCAGCAGAUGUUGUAA
Messenger RNA from Alternaria atra, 1422 nucleotides. RefSeq lists its product as uncharacterized. NCBI's taxonomy places the organism in Eukaryota, Fungi, Ascomycota, Dothideomycetes, Pleosporales, Pleosporaceae. The transcript has 3 exons. The record is from RefSeq and is a predicted model, not a curated record. Gene Ontology annotation, biological process: proteolysis. Bases 1 to 1422 code for a protein of 473 amino acids. Gene Ontology annotation, molecular function: metallodipeptidase activity.